Columba livia (rock pigeon) is the source of this 9238-nucleotide messenger RNA. RefSeq names its product sperm flagellar 2 (gene SPEF2). Lineage: Eukaryota; Metazoa; Chordata; Aves; Columbiformes; Columbidae. The coding region runs from base 142 to 6453 and encodes 2103 amino acids. Gene Ontology annotation, cellular component: manchette; sperm midpiece. The transcript is spliced from 33 exons. Gene Ontology annotation, biological process: sperm axoneme assembly. The record is from RefSeq and is a predicted model, not a curated record. Gene Ontology annotation, molecular function: protein dimerization activity.
CGCGCUCGUGGGUCUCGGCCGCGGCGGUGGGCGGGGAGGGGGAAACACCGCCCCAACUCCACUGCGCAUGCGCCAGGCGCGGUCGUCUUGGCAACGGGACGCCGUGCCGGCAGGGAGUGAGGGCAGCCACCGCCGGCUGUCAUGUCGGCGAUUUUGUGCGAGUGGCUUAACCAGGAGGUGAAGCUCUCCCGGAGCGUGGGUUCAGGGUCAUUUUCGGAAGAAUUUUCUACUGGCUACCUCCUAGGAGAACUCCUAUACAAGUAUGGUCUUCAGGAUGACUUUAAUCAAUUUUCACAGAGCAGGGUUGCAAAUGCAAAACUUAACAAUUUUACUCGCCUGGAGCCCACGCUUCGCCUCCUUGGUGUACAGUUUAAUGAGAAUGUUGCCCAAGACAUAAUGACAGGACGGCAUGGGGCUGCCACAAAGCUUUUAUAUGAAUUGUACAUUGCUUUAGGAAAAAAGCAAAAGGCAAAACUCACUGGAGUAGCCAUAGAAGCAAUGAGACCUGCAGCAACUACAAAGCUUAAGUCUAUUGAAAGUGUUUUGUAUCGAGAGCGUUUGAAAAAUUUAGUGCCACGUCAGACUGAUUUGCAACUACAGCAGAUUUCAGAUCAUUUUGAAAUAAAAUCUAAGCCAGUAGCAGAUGAAAUAGCUCGUAUACAUAUUGCAGAACAACAGAAAUUUCAGAAGAUCCAAGAGGAACAAAUAGCCCAAGACACAGAAAAGCAUAACAUAGGAAGAAGGAGACAAAAUGAAAUAAUGGCUAAGAUUCAAGCAGCCGUUAUACAGGUUCCAAAGCCACCACCAAAGUGCAUUGUAAAAGCUAUUGAAGCCAAAGCAUUCUUAAAGAAGAAAAGAGAAGCAGAGGACACUUACAAGGAGAUUAAAAAAUUUGAGAAUUCUAUGGCAGGAAAUGCCUUUGCGGUACACAACCAAGUCACUGACAGUGAUAUACAAGAAUUAUUGCAAGCAACAACCCUUGAAAGUACAGCACAGACAGCAACUGAGCUGUUAAAUAUUUAUUCAGAUGAUGAAUAUAUACGAAAAAUUCAAAAACGUUUGGAGGAAGAUACUUUUGCUAGAGAACAACGAGAAAAGAGACGACGAAGAAUGCUAAUGGAGCAGUUAAUAGCACAUGAAGCACAAGAGAAGGCUUAUCGGGAAGAGCAACUUAUUCACAGACUAAUGAGACAAUCUCAGCAGGAGCGGAGGAUUGCUGUUCAACUCAUGCAUGUUCGACAUGAAAAAGAGGUGUUAAGACAGAAUAGAAUUUUCAGGGAAAAACAAUAUGAAGAAAGAAGAGAGAAAGAGUUCCAAGAAGCUCUUGAUAGAGAAGCGGCUCUGGCAAAGCAAGAAAAAAUUGAUUAUGAAGAACAAACCAUCAAAGAAAGAGAACGUCAUGAGAAAAUUGCCGUUGAAAGAGCUCAGGCUCGUUAUAAAAAGCAUUAUGCUAUAUGUUGGGAAGUGAUUGACCAAAUAAUUGAUUUGUCAACAAAAGUAGGAGAAUAUCGUCUGCUGACUAACAACAAAAUUCCGUUAAAACUGAUGUGUGAUUGGAAGGAAUUUUUCUUUAAUGGAAAACCAAUAUAUGGGCAAACCUCAAUUCAACCUUUGCCAAAUGGACCAAGUCAAGAACUUGAAGAGCUGAAUAAAAUGAUUCUGUUAGAUGAAAAGGAUUAUGGUGAAUACAAGAGUAUGACAGGGGAAUGGCGCCCAUCUGAAGACAACAGUGAAAACAAACCUCCUCUUAAUAAUAACAUAUUGGGUCAUGUGCUUCAUAGACUGAUGGAGAUUUUCUAUCCUCCAAAACCCGUAUCUUCACCACCUGCAUUUCCUGAGUUUCCCAUCAAGGGAUGUAUUUUGGGGAAACAUUUUAGUGGAAAAACUACCUGCGUAAAGUUUCUUGGAAAAGUUUGCAACAUUCAGGUACUAUCUAUUGAUACUCUGGUUCAGGAGGCCAUCCAAGCUUAUCUUAAAAAUGAAAUGAAAAGUGAACAUGAUGUGAUUUCACAGGAAACAGAAUGUUCUGAGAAAGAAAAUGAGGUCCAAAAUAACUUAUCAAAAUCACCAGCAAAAGUUCUAGAGGAACUCAAAACAGAAACAUCUAUCAAUGGAACCAAUGGUAACUGUCCUGUCAAAGAGGAUCUGUCUGGGCAAGAAUUCAAAUCAGACUACAGUCGGAAUGACCUAUCCAAGCUGUCUGUACGUGCCCAGCUUGGCGCCGCAUCACAGAAAUUGUUGAAGAAAGGAAAAAGUAUUCCCGAUGAAUUACUGAUUGACAUUCUGUUGGAAGCCAUUAACAAAACACCACCUGAGAAGGGAUGGAUUGUGGAUGGGUUUCCAAAGACAGUUAAUCAGGCAAAGCUGUUUGAAAAAGCCUAUACAGGGAUUGAUCCAGAACAAGAAGAUGCAAACUCUGGAAGACUCUUACUUGCUACAGAUCCCAGAGCUCCUAAGCCUCCAGUUUCCCCACCUGCGUUUGAUGUUUCCAUAUUAUUGGAUAUUUCAGACACCAUGGUACUGAAACGUGUGGCUAAAUCGGAGUCAGAUAAAUCAAAGUCAUCUCAAACUGAAGAGGAGGACAACAAUCAAAAUUCAGAUGCUCAAGCCCUAAAAGAGAAGAAUGAUUUAGCUAGGGACCAGGUGCUACACAGAAUUUCAGGCUUUCUAGACACAUGGCCAAAAGUAGAGAAAUGGUUUUCAGUCCAUCAAAAUAUUCUAGUGAAAGUCAAUGCAGAGACAGAAGAAAGUCUGAUGUGUGAAACAGUGAAGGAAAUUAUAAUGGAAGAAAUUGCCAAGAAGCAGAAUAGAAGUAAUAUACAUAUACAAGGGUCCGUUGAAGAAGAAUCACCAGGAAAAAAACUUUCACCAGUUGCAUCUGGAGAUCUGCUUCCUCCAGUUCCUGUGACAGCACCACCAAUCAAACCAGGAUCAGAUGAAUGGAUUUAUGUAGAUGAACCAAUUCCCCAGGAGAUACCUGGUUUUUUAGUACCUUACUGGGAAAUGGUAGAAAAUGUGUAUGUGAAUACCAUCAAAACUAUACUUAGAUGCCUAAGGGAUGAACAACACUCUGUGAUAUAUUACUUAGCAGACAUUAGAAAAAAAUUCCAAGAUUAUUUGAAGCGUCCAGAUCUUAAGCAGGAUUUUGUAUCUCAGUGGCAGUUGGAUUUUAAUUCAGUUGCUGAUGACCUGCGGGAAGAUGAGGAAACAAAAGCAGAACUACACCAAAGAGUUACUGACCUAAGAGAUUUUCUCUGGGAUAUCUGUGAUAGCAGAAGGGAGGAAGCUGAGCAGGAACGUACUGAUAUCAUGAAUGAUGGCUGGUUACCAGAUCGUAGGGGGAUUGCGAUGAACCAUUUCUUUUCACUCAUGCAGGUUGAAGUGGAUCGUUUCCAAGAUACAAAGAGACUUCUUCACGACUAUUAUAGGGCAAUGGAAGGAAAAAUCCCAACAGAGGACAGUCAAGAUUUUACUAGAAUCCCAUUGUUAAAUAUUAUUGAUGUAAAGCAGAAAGAAGAUCAAAAUGAAUCAAGAAGGAUUCCUCUAGUUUCUUGGAAACUGCCUUCAUCAGAAACAAGUAUUACCAAGUCAAAAAGCAAGACAACUCUACAGAAGAGUGCUAAGGAUGAGAAUUCUUCUGAAAGUGGAAAGGCCACUUUUGGGAAAGACGAAAAUCUUAUUACUGAUACAUGUCAAGCAGCAGUAACAGCAGUAUCAAAUAUGGUAACCACUGAAAUACGGUCUAAAGAAAUGGAGGAAGAAGAAGAACGUCAGCAGCUGGAAGACCUGAAAUCAUCACAGAAAAAUUCAGGCAAAGCUACUGGGAAAGGUGCCAAAUCAGCUACUAAAAAGAAAGGCCCGCCUUCUGCAAUUGAAGAUGGCUCAGUCCCUACAUCCCCAGAAGAAUUAAAGAAACAAGAACUGAUGGUUAAAAUAAAGAAAGAAUAUUUCAGUGCCUUGAAACAUGAGGAGAUAGCCACAAUAUCUCGACUAGAGCUUCUAAAAGAAAAAGCUUUAGCAUUUCUUGAAGAGCUAACAAUGAAAGCAGAAGCAGCUUAUAAAGAUAUGGAAAAGUGGCUUGGAUCUAGAUUCCUGGCAGAAACAUCCAGUGUUGAAAAGCUGAUUGAGGUUGCACGACACCAUAUUGAGAAUUCUAGCAAAAUCCAAUAUGAAAUGACUUUAGAAGAAACAGAUUUCUUCAUCAGCAGUGAUGUAAAAAUGAUGCCUGACCCUGUCCCUUUACCACAUGCUCCUCAUGUAGAGACCUCUGGAAGUGGUACUCUAACUAUUUCACAACUUACUACACUUCAUAAACAGUUUCUACAGGUGGCACCUAGAGCCAUAAGAGCACUGAAGCAAUUUAAAAGCAAGAAUAAUUCUUCUAGCAAGCAAGAAGUUGGUGACAGAGGGAAAGAGAAGAAAGAUUUGGAAUAUCAGAGAACAAAGAGAAAUCGCCAGUUUCCAAAAAUAUGGCUAACAAAAUAUUCCUGGUUAAAAUAUGAUGAUGAAAGGGGAAUAAUGUUUUGUGCACUAUGUCGUAAGCAUAAUGUGGAUUUGGGGGAAAACAUUCAUAAUUUUUGUUCAGGCACUGAUGACUUCAAGCUUGAAUUCAUAAAUACACACCAGAGUAGUGAAGCUCAUGCCUGGGCUACCUGCAUGGAAGCUGCCAGUACUUCUUCACCAGACACAGCUUCUUCUGAGCAGAUGUUGAAGAGCAUGAACUCCAUAACAUUAGGAAGGGUAGAAAAUAUUUUUAGAACAUGCCAUGCUAUUGCUAAAUCUGGUCGUCCCUUUACAGACCUUGACUGGAUGUGCAAACUAGAUGAUAUGAAAGGAGUGGAUGUUGGUUCUGUGUUUAGAAAUGACAAGUCAGCAAGAAUGUUCAUACAUUUUAUUGCUGAAGCAGAAAGAAGAGCUUUGAAAGAGAAACUGGAGAAAUGUAAAUUCUUCUCUGUCAUUAGUGAUGGAGUCAUAGACAGUAUACUGCAAGCAGCUGCAGUUGUCUACGUACGCUUUGCAAAUGAAGGAAGAGUCCAUUGCCAGAUUGUUGGCAUUCAGCCUGUUCACAAAACUGAUGCUCCAACUAUAAAAAAUGCAAUUGAGGAAACACUACAAAUAAAUCUUCAUCUCUGUCUGGCAAGUCAAGAUUGGUCAAGAAAAUUAGUUGGGUUUGGAAGUGAUGCGACAGAUGUCAUGGUAGGAGAAAACAGAGAAGUAGCUAAACUUCUGAGGGAAAUUCAACCUUGUGUACAAUCUGUGCAUUGUUUUGCUCACCGGCUAAAGUUGGCUUACAAAGGAGCACUGAAAAAUAUUCAGCUGUACAAAAUCUUAAGCACUGUCUUGAGAAAUAUAUAUUACUUUUAUCAUAACUCACCUCUAAAUAAGAAUAAUCUCAAAGCCACAUAUGAAGCCAUCAAGUUACGCCCAGCUAUUCCUUCUCGCACUGGAGGCUCUCAGUGGCUUCCUCGUCUACAAACAGCUCUACAAAUUCUCCUUAAAGGUUAUCCUGCAAUUAUUCUACAUCUGAAUAAGAUUGAAAGAGAUUCAAGAGCUUCAAAGCAGCAGAAUGUCAAAGGCCUUUUACACCUCCUUCUGAAAAUGGAGAUAGUCAAGUUUUCACACUUCUUAUUGGAUGUCAUCAAUGUUCUCAACAUUCUGUCACGUGUUGUUCUGGAUCAUAAUUCCUCCAUUGCAGAUAUAUUUGCAACCGUGCAAUCAACUCUCAAAACACUCCAUAUGUAUCAAACAAGAGCUGGACCAAAGGAACGCCUGAUGGAAACCAUGCAGCACUUUCAUGGUUACCAGCUUGUUGGAAAUGGAAAUAUUUCAGCAGCACGAACCAAAUUACUAAGUAAUUUGAUGAAGAAGCUCCAUGAUUGUUUUUGCGAUGCAAGUCAAGAUGUUUUGAGAGCAACUGCUAUUGGAAGUUUUAAACUAUGGCCUGAAAAAAUGAAACAAGAAUUUGGUGAAAAGGAAGUGUCUGUCUUGACUAAACAUUAUGAAGCCACACUAGAAGCUGCUAGUGUGAAAAUAGGUGAAGUAGAAACUGAAUGGAGCAUGUUGAAAUUAGAGCUGUAUAACAGAUUUCAGAACGUCCAGACCUUGACUUGGGAUUCAGUGAACUCAGAUUAUUCAAAGAAGUAUCCCAACAUCCUGACACUGGUAGAUUUGAUCCUAACUUUGCCAGCAAGUUCAGCUGAAACAGAACGAGGCUUCAGUCAGAUGAAACUCACCAUGAUGCAUUUACAUUCUAAACUGAUGUCUGAAAGUGUAACAGAUCUUAUGAUAAUUCAGAUGAACUCUCCAGAUAUAAAAAAAUUUGACCCCAAGAAAGCUAUUCGUUUGUGGAAUGCUACUUGGAAGAGAAAUAGAUUACAGGGAGGUGAUAUGACAAAUGAAAGAUCAAAUUACUCCUCUGAGUUUGAUUUGGAGAAUCUCCAUAGAAGUUACUAGAUGAAAAUUGUUAGCUUUUAUUUUGAGUCGUCUUAUACUAUACAUGUGUACUUUAACAUAAUACCUUGCAGGGUUAAUGAGUGUAAAAUUUAUAUUUUUUUUUCAUAAUGUGUUACAAUGUUAAAAUACGGGUUUUCUUUAUGUUCACUGUUGAAUUGCCAGUAGAUGUUUGCAUUUGCCUUUCUGUACCUGACUUCUGGAAAUACGAAGACAACAACAAUAAUGGAGUGCAUUUUUACCUUGGUGACAUGUGGACAGAGGGAUGACUCAUAACUUCUGAUUGUUUAUUGCAUUUACCUGAUUUAUAAUACUUUAUAACUACUGGUCUUAACUGUCAUCUUACUAUCUGUCUUUAAUUGUUCAAAAAGCUUCACUGAUUGUGAAAAUUCUGAUAAUAUUUUUAUAAAUAUGUGUGAAAAUCAGUGCAUUAUUUGUGUUAAAUGACUGCUUGAUCUCUGUAGCCUGUGAAUUUUGGGUCAUACCUUCUUUCAAUAUCUGUAUGUGUUGCUACUUUUUAUUUCUUGUGAAUGAGGUUUAACAUAAACUUCCACAGAUUUUUGUCAGACUUGUCCCUCAGAAGACUUCCCUACAGAGGCAGAACAGAACAAUUUUCCAUUGCUGAUUAUUAAUUGCACAAAUGAGUCUUCCUAUAGCAAACACUCUUACAGCUAGAAUAUAAGUAAUAUACUACACAGCUUGAACCAUUUUUUUUCCUAUAAAAAUGCUUCAGGGAAUGUUGAAUAAAAAUGCUGUAUCUUGAUUUUUGAUCUAGGAGCCAAGAGUGAGAAUUGUUCAGAGAUGCUUCUGAUUUGUAAUUUCAUACUUCUACAUGUUUUAAAUGCAACUUUAUAUUUGAUAAUUUCCAAUCAAGGAAAAACAUACCAGCAGAAUAUAUUUCGACCAUCAAGCUAAUUAGCGAUUUAUAUCAAAAGAAAGCCAAAGUGAAAUCAUUAAUGACCCUAUUUCAGUCACGAAGAUCAACUAGAAAUAAUUUGGAUAAAUGAAUUUGAGUUCAUUCACCUUUAAAUCAGCCCUUUUCCAAAAUCAUUAUCAACUCUCUACUGUCAAUAUGAAACAUAUCUAGGAAUUGCAGAAGGUAUACUAGAAAUAUAUACACACAAUAUGCACACACACACACAUAUAUAGUCAUUGUUGUGUCUCUUGCAUAUAUAUUCAUGCUACUUCUAGGUCUAAAUAGUAUAUCAUAAGCGAUUAAGCUAUGUUAGUCCACUGAAGUAGAGUUAAUCUAUAGGGAUCAGAAAAAGAGAUCAGUGCUGUGCAUUAUAUAGUUGAUUAUAAAAGAUACAUCAUUGAAAUGUCUUCAUUUGUGAUUUCUCAGAUAACAAAAAAGUUGUUAUACUUUACCUAAUAAGCAACAGGAUAUGUACUAUACGGGGUACCUUAUUAGAUAUGUGGCAUGGGCAAUUCUAAGGAUUUUCUCUUAAACCUCAUAACACCAAGUUUUCCCCUCAAAGUUUUCAAAUGGGAAGAUGGUUAUUAACUAUUAUUAACUAUGAUGAGAUUAGGGAAAAAAAAAAAAAAAAAAGAAAAUAAGAGAAAAAGAAAAUGUGUCCCCAGAAUGUUCAACAGCAGAAGACAAAAAACAAAGUAACAAAAGUGUAUUUUGGAUCUGUAGCACUGAAGUAACUUCCGUGAUAUGCGGGGGGAAGCAUCACAUUUUUAAUAUUAGGACUGAAGAUAAUGAAUGCAUUACUCUUGGAAAAAUACUAGUAAAAUCGUAGUAUUAUAACAAGUAGUUGGAUAUCAAGAAGUCAUCUAUGUCUAAAAAUGGGAUCAAGUGUAGUCAGACAACUAUGUCCAAUAUUUGUCCCUUGUUCUUUUUUGAUAAGCUUUUAAAAUGGUCCAGUGUAGAAUCAGUGUGGUUUGUUUUCCUUAGUGCUUUGGUGUUCUUCUGAUUACAUGGUUUUCACUGCUAUCUGAAAUAUUUUUGCUGCAAAUAAACUUAAUUUCCUAUUAUUCUUCCUAAUUGCAGCUAUCAAGAGGGGCUUAUCCCCAUGCUCCUUGUAGUAUUUGUUUUUAACUGAUAAACUACUUCUAUAUUUUCUCAUAAUUUUCCUUUCAUAAAUUAAACUAGCAGAAUUCCUUCAACCUUGCCUCUCAGGAUCUGGUUUCUAACCCUGUGAAGAUUCUUUCAGCUUUCUUCUUGGCACUCUUUAGUUGCUAUACAUCCUUCUAGAUCUGCAAAUUCCAAAAUUGUAUGCCAGCAGAAGCCUUAACAGCUGAAGAGAAUACAAAUAUUAUUUCCAGUGUCUUCCCAUGUACUCUUCAGUGAUGAUGUAAUCUGCCAUAAUCCCUAGGGCAUUUUCUACAGAAAUUUUACUUUGGCAGUAAGAUUCCCACUGUCACUUUUAUGCAGUUCAUUAUUUCAGUCCAUUGUGGCACUUGACAUUUAUUCUUAUGCUAUAUAGUUUCCUUUUUAUCCCAGACUGUAUCUCCAAUUUGUAAAGUACACUUUGAAUUCUGAUUCUGUUCUCCAAUGUGUUUGAAGUCCUUUCUUGGUUGUUUUUAUCUGCAAUGUAAUGAAUGUAUUAAUUUGUGCAGUCUGUUUACUUAAAGCACUGUUCUGUUCUGUUUCCAAUGAGGUUUACUUAGUAAUCUUGGCCAUCUCUCUAGUUUUUAAAAAUCUCUUUGAAUUCUGAUUCUUCUUCCAAAAUGCUUGCUAUCCCUUCUAAUGAAAUGUGUAGAACCACAUUUAAAGAGUUCUUUUUUUCUGUUCAGUCUCCUAUAUCAUUCAAUAAAAAAGUGUUUGGUUUGUUUGGUAUUA